Molecule: messenger RNA, 1236 nt
Organism: Ascochyta rabiei
Lineage: Eukaryota; Fungi; Ascomycota; Dothideomycetes; Pleosporales; Didymellaceae
Product: Unsaturated rhamnogalacturonyl hydrolase
Exons: 1
Coding region: 1-1236 (411 amino acids)
Biological process (GO): carbohydrate metabolic process
Source: RefSeq, a predicted model, not a curated record
AUGCGGCUGCUCACUACCCUCGCCUCCCUCUGCAUCCUCCCAGCACUCGCAAGCAGGCCUGUCGGCGGUGGCCAUGGAUCCACGACCCCGCUCUCCCUCCAAAUGGCCGAGUCCAUCAUGUCCCGCCAGCAAGGCGUGUACAGCAGCGCGGGCGACCCCUCGGGCGCUCUGCAAGCCGGCUUCGUCCAAAAGACCUUCUCCCGCAUCGCCGCGCAAUACCCACAGCACGCGUCCACGCCUGGAAUCGCAUCCUACGUGGCGCGGUCGGCAGACUCGCUACUCGGCAUCUUCAACAGCUCGAGCUCUGCGCUGAGGUUCCCCAUGGACAGGCUGUCGAGCGGGAACGCGAUGAUUCGGCUGUACGAGACGACAGGCGAGAGCAAGUACAAGGCUGCCGCGGACGUGCUCGACAGCAGCAUUGCCGAGAACAGAAGAAACGCCGAGGCAGGGCUCUGGUACUACGUGUACCCGAACUGGAGCUACCUCGACGGCCUGUUCUCCUUCGGACCCUUCUGGGCGCUCUACACACUCACCUACAGCCCGCGGUCCAGCAGCGCGUGGAGCGAGCUGCGGAGACAGUUUGCGUUGGUGGCGGCGCACUGCAGCACCGAUGGCGAAGACGGCUUGCUGGUGCACGGGUACGACGACAGCCGGACGGCGGUGUGGGCGAACAACACACUCGGGCAGAGCCCGCAUGUGUGGGGGCGGAGUCUGGGGUGGUAUGUCAUGGCGCUGGUGGACACGGUCGAGGUGCUGGAUGCAGACUCGCAGGCGUCCACCGAGGCGGUGCGCGACGUCCGAAGUUGGUUGGUGGACGAGCUGCGACACCGCAUGCGCGCCGUUGCGCAAGCCGUCGACCCCGCGUCGGCGGGCUGGUGGCAGGUUCUGGAUCAGCCGGGCCGGGAGGGGAAUUACAUCGAGAGCAGCGGGAGCUCCAUGUUUGUGUACGCGCUCCUCAAGGGCGUGCGGUUGGGGUACCUGGAGCCUCGGUCGCCGGGGCUGAACGCGAGCUACGUCGAUGUGGGACGGCGUGCGUACGCCUACCUCGAGAAGAGAUUUGUGGUGGACAACGGGAACGGGACGCUGGGGUGGAAUGGCACCGUGAGUGUGUGCAGCUUGAACAGCACGGCGAGCUAUGCGUACUAUGUCGGGAGGCCGUUGCUGUACAACAGCGUGCUGGGGAGUGCGGCGUUUGUGGCGGCGAGCUUGGAGGUGGAGCGGUUGCAUGGCCGCUGA